AUGGCUACACUCGCUAUUGCCGUUUCUCUAUUGUCAACUCUCUCCUUCGUCUUCACCUCAUCAUCACCCGACGUCGUUUCAUCCGAUCUCAACAUCGGCUCGUAUUUAAAUCCAUGCAGUGUUGCAACACAUGGGCGAUCCAUUCUCCAUUCAAAAUCUGACCCUUUAAAAACUAGAUUUGAUCAGAUCAGAAAACAAGUAGAUGAUCACAGAUCACUUGCUCAAACAUACGCUGCAUAUGCUCGUAAACUAAAGUUCGAGAAAUCCAAACUUGUUAGGGUUUUUGCUGAACUUUCACGCAGUUAUACAGAUGUUUUAUCGAAACCAGCUUAUCGAGCACUCUCUGAUUCUGAUACUGAAUCAAUCGACAAAACAACGAUGCGAGAGCUCGAGAAGAAGGUGAAAGAGCGGAUUAAAGUGACCAGACAAGUGAUUGUUGAAGCGAAAGAGUCGUUUGACAACCAGCUUAAGAUUCAGAAGCUGAAAGAUACGAUAUUCGCGGUUAAUGAGCAACUAACAAAGGCGAAAAAGCAAGGCGCGUUUUCUAGCUUGAUUGCUGCAAAGUCGAUACCCAAGAGCUUGCAUUGUGUAGCAAUGAGACUGAUGGAAGAACGAAUUGCGCGUCCUGAGAGGUAUACUGAUGAAGGGAAGCCGCGGCCUGUGGAGUUUGAUGAUCCUAAGCUUUAUCAUUAUGCUAUAUUUUCUGAUAAUGUUGUUGCUGCAUCGGUUGUUGUUAAUUCGGCUGUUAAGAAUACUAAAGAGCCGUGGAAGCAUGUUUUUCACGUUGUAACGGAUAAGAUGAAUCUUGGAGCAAUGCAGGUUAUGUUUAAGAUGAAAGAGUAUAAUGGUGCACAUAUUGAGAUCAAACCUUAUGAGGAUUACACGUUCUUAAACUCGUCGUAUGUUCCAGUCUUGAAACAGCGCGAAUCUGCUAAGUUGCAGAACUUUUACAAUUUCCUAAACAUGGAGAAUGCCACAAAGGACACAACCAAUAUGAAGUUUAGAAACCCUAAGUAUCUUUCCAUAUUGAACCAUUUGAGAUUCUACUUACCCGAAAUGUACCCCACCCUGCAAAGGAUUUUGUUCUUGGAUGAUGAUAUUAUCGUUCAAAAGGAUUUGACCGGGCUUUGGAAGGUAGAUAUGGAUGGGAAAGUAAAUGGGGCUGUUGAGACAUGCUUCGGAUCGUUUCAUAGGUACUCACAGUACAUGAAUUUCUCUCAUCCUUUGAUCAAAGAGAAAUUCGAUCCCAAUGCGUGUGCUUGGGCUUAUGGGAUGAACUUUUUUGAUUUAGAUGCUUGGAGGAGAGAAAAAUGCACAGAGGAGUACCAUUACUGGCAAAAUCUGAAUGAAAACCGGACAUUGUGGAAACUGGGAACGCUGCCUCCAGGUUUGAUCACAUUUUAUUCGACAACUAAACCAUUAGAGAAGUCGUGGCAUGUUUUGGGACUCGGGUAUAAUCCAAGUAUAAGUAUGGAAGAAAUCCGUGAUGCUGCAGUUGUGCAUUUCAAUGGGAAUAUGAAACCAUGGCUCGAUAUUGGUAUGAACCAGUUUCGACCACUUUGGACAAAAUAUGUGGAUUAUGAUAUGGAAUUUGUCCAAGCCUGCAAUUUUGGUCAAUAA
This is a messenger RNA of Helianthus annuus (common sunflower), 1620 nucleotides long. RefSeq names its product galacturonosyltransferase 8. The record is from RefSeq and is a predicted model, not a curated record. Gene Ontology annotation, molecular function: polygalacturonate 4-alpha-galacturonosyltransferase activity. The transcript is spliced from 3 exons. Lineage: Eukaryota; Viridiplantae; Streptophyta; Magnoliopsida; Asterales; Asteraceae. The coding region runs from base 1 to 1620 and encodes 539 amino acids.